AUGCAUCUAGCCCGCCUCUCCAGUGGCGCCCCCCUUCUCCCUUACCUACAGCUGUUGCACCUGGGGGAGUCUAGCGAACGAUGCGAGGACCUCAGACUCCUGGUGUCCACAACCUUGAGCGAGCUGUAUCUAUGCUGCUCAUUCAACACACGUCCGGGCUCUGAACACGUCUUUCCAAGCGCGCUCCAGGACAUCCUCACCAACACGCCUUCCCUCACCUAUCUACAGCUUAUAGACUUCGACAGCCGCCUCUUGACGAUGGUCGCACCGGAAUUGCUCUAUCGGCUCAAAGAGCUAGAGGUUGGGGCGCGAAGGUCGAUGGAUUGUGGCCAAGUCCCUCAUCACGGGUUCCCAGACGUUCAGAGCCUUCGCAUCAUGUCCACUCUACCCAAACUCGAGCGACUUACCGUCGAUCUCAACUUCAGCUUGGCGCCUGCGUUCUACGGGUUCUGCUCUCUCACAAGCCUCAAGAUUACCGAUUUCAACCACAAUGCCGCAUACUUCCUCACAAUGUGCUCCUCGCCCCACCUCCGCGAACUGCACCUCGACUUCUGGGUCCGCGAGUCCUGGACAGGGCUACGAACGGUCUGUUCUGUGGUCGCACACCGGGCUCCUGAACUGCGAUCCCUCACACUCAGCUUCGAGGGGCUUCAAGAAUCCGAAUGGUCCCCGGAGCACACCCUUGAUGCCUUCUCUUCUCUCUUCGCGCUGCGACACCUGUCGGAAGUACAGAUUCGCGCCAACGAGGGCACGUUCGAGUUCUCCGACUCUAUCCUCGCCGCAUUUGCAGAGGUGUGGCCUGCGCUCGCCCGCCUUGACAUCUGUUGCCACCCGUUACCUAUCGACGCCGACGAUCCCGAUCUCAUCUUGGAUUUCCCCGCGCUCGCCGCCCCUCCCCUGGAGCCCGAGCCCGAGUUCCAGUCGGUCACGCUUCGCGUCCUUGACGCCUUCGCCCAGCACUGCUCGGGCUUACGGACGCUGCGUCUGCCGUACCUGUACCUCGCCGCUCCUGGAGAGAAUUCGCAUCCUGCUCAGCGCCCAGACCACCCCCUUCGCGAAUUACUGAUUUGUCGAUGCGACAUUGCGGACGGCGCGCGCGUCAAUGAUCUAGCCCAGGCCGUCGAGAACAUGUUUCCGCACAUUCACGUCGGGGACUCGCUAAAAGAGUCAUUGUGCUACCAAACACCUUCGAGCUCUACUUCGGGAUGGCGGGACAUCCUGCUUGCUGUGGAGGAGCGUCGCAAGGAGCGCUCUGUUGCUUAG
This is a messenger RNA of Trametes versicolor FP-101664 SS1, 1263 nucleotides long. RefSeq lists its product as uncharacterized. The record is from RefSeq and is a predicted model, not a curated record. The transcript has a single exon. NCBI's taxonomy places the organism in Eukaryota, Fungi, Basidiomycota, Agaricomycetes, Polyporales, Polyporaceae. The coding region runs from base 1 to 1263 and encodes 420 amino acids.